AGAGAAUUUUCUUAUAUCACAUGUAGUGUAAAUCCUUAAUUGCCCUCACAUUCAUACAAUUACCUUACCGUACCUUUAUUAAUAAACUGUCUUUUUGUCGCAUAAACAAAAGAAGCAAAAAAAGAAAGAAACGAACAAAGAAGUGAUUCUUACUGUGUAGGAUUUUAUCAUAAACUUAUUUUGAAAUUACUAUUUUAUAGUUGCAUGUUGUAGUUUGUGGGCAGAAACAUUUUUAUUUAUGGAAGAUUUUUAAAGCAGUUUUCCUUAUGGUAGAUUAAUGAGAAUGUUCACAAGUUACAAAGGAAGGAAGACACCAGUCUCUCUGUCACCACCCUAGGGGUUUGUUUUGUUGAUUUUCUUUUUAAAUUUAUUUCACAACCUUUUCAUAAUGUUAUGCAUAUAUUUGUUCAUUUUCUCUGUACAAGCAAACUUUUGUGUAUGUGGUGUAAAAAACUAAAGGUAAAGUAUUUAUUUAUACACUGUAACAAUAUAACAGCAAUGCUGAUGUGGUCAUGUCUAAAAAAUAACAUUACUAUUAAGAGACUAUCUAAAAGGUAUUUACAAACAAGAGAAUUAUUUAUUACAGAAAUAAUAAUUUGUAUCUGAUGAACAAAAUUAUUACUGUAAAUAAUUUAUAUCUUAUACACAUUUACUUGUAAAAGUUCUUCUUAUAAUUUAGGAGUAGAAUUGUGAUAAGUCAAUUAUUGACUUACUCCCAAUUGCUUGUUGAGGCAAAUGAUAUCAGGAGUAUCAGCUUGUUGGUAUUACAGGGGACAUGGGUCUUAGGACAGCAUUGGGUUCUUGUUUAUGGUACUCCCAACAAUUUGUUUGGAAAUUGGAAAAUAUUUUGGCAGUAUCUAACUAGUUAUGAGAUAGUUAUAUUGGGCCAGGUUUUAACAUUGAAAGUUUUUUUAGUGCACUCCAGGCGAUUGGUUAGUUGUAAGCAGCGCAAAUAAAAAGGAAACAACAAAAAGAACGAAAGAAAACUAGGGAAGGGGUUUUGAGUAACAUUCACACUCCUACCCUAUUUUUUCUGUUACUGUUUUUUUUUUUUUGCGCUUCUACCUGGAAAUGCUCAAGGUUAAUAUUGUUAGUCUCCACUUAAUAAAAAGGUCAAAUGUUAUCGUUAUUUGAUGUCUGGUGUGAAAGUGUGUCGUUAAUAUUCCUUGCUGAACCAUCAAAUUCUGAUAUAACAGCUUGCUAGAAACCUAAAUCUGAAAGAUAGGAAACACCCACCUAAUCUAUGCCCUAAUCAACCCCACCCUACCCCAUUUCCUGCUUGCUGACUAUAGAGUUUAUAGAAAGGGGGUCCAACAUAGGCUUUUCCAACCCCACUUCUGCUACUAUUUUUUGGCUCAAUCCCGCCAUCCUGCCCCACUCGGAAUGUUUAUCUUGAUCUCGCCUGGUUAGAGUUGCAGUUCUCCAUGUCUGCCUACAAACCAAGUGGCCCAUCAGGCCAGUGCUUAUCUCCUGUUUCUGUAGCAUGAGGUGACUAGGAAUAUUUCUACUUCCCCCUGGAUGGGAUACUAGUCCAUCACAGGUUUACCCCCAGCGUUAAAUUCUUUGGUACCCAUUUAUACACCCGUGUUGCCUAAGAACACAACACAAUGUCCCUGGCCAGCGCUCGUACCCGGGCCGCUUGAUCCGAAAUUUGAAAUCUUUUUGAAAGGUAUAAAGAGCAUCCAAUAAAACCUCACCCUUUUGGUGAGAUUACACGUUCCCCCAAUUUCAAAAAUAACCUCAGCAAAAACGCCUGCUUUGUGAAAAAAAGUAAGAAUUUGCCGUAAAUAUCUGUGAUCUUUCAAAAUUUCUUCAAAAUUUUUGGCGCUUCCUUAACGCGAGAAGGUGGCAGGAGUCUGGGCUCCAUAAUGUUACGCGGGCUCGGGUUCAAAAUGGCGCGAAAUGAUUCGCGAAGCGUUCGUUGUCCGAAUUCGCAGUGAAAACGACACUUUGAUCAGGUUAUUGAAGGCAAAUCUGUCAUUACUGGAAAAAGUUUUGUUGAUUUUCACGAAAUUAUUGUUUUUCGGGAUCACUGGCGUGUUCGAUGUUGGGAAAACUAAACUCUAUGCAAGGAAAACGCUUGUAGCCACGCAAUUCAAGCGACAAAAAUCCGAUGUCAACAAUGGUUGGCGAAGAAACAGAGCUUGUAGUAACGGGUGAUGAUGCAGGCAGAGGUCAUAAAGAAAUUAAGAAGACUGGACUUAUCAAUGCAUUUUUUCAUCCAGUUAAAACAAAGCAAGAUACAGAAAAGAGGUUGGGAAAUGAAAUAUCAUAGAAUACCUAUAAAGAAUCAGGUCAAGCUACUGAAAGCAACAUAUGUGUCAAUAAAUCAAAGAUUGCAAUAGUUCAAGAGUCUGAAGCUUUGUGCUCAAUCAGUAGUGGCCAUGGUCAAACUUCAAAAAAGAAAAUGCUUAAUCUGUCAGGAAAAGCUACAUUGCAUGAUGCAUCAUCCCAAGAAGAUCUGGUAAACCUGAGACGACCAAAACCCAAGUGGUCUGUUACUUGUGCUGUGCAUAACUCCUCAAAGACUUUGAAUAGUUCAGGCUCUGAUUUUGAAGAUGACGGUAAAAGUCCAUUUGAUAUAAAAACGAUACAAGUGCAAAAGUCUGCUAAAAAGAAGGCAAAAAUUAGAUCAAGAAACAAUGUUAGAAAUGCUCAAGAAAAUGAAGGAAAUGUUUCAGAAUUGAGCAGUAACAGGGACAAAGAAAGUGAAGCUGUUCACAUAGAGAAGUCUAACUUAUCCAAACAUGUUAUUGAGAAACACGUGGAACAACACACAGAGAAAGUUAAGUCAGACAAUGAAUCAAAAGCUUUAGAGAAAUGUGAAAAACCUAACCAAAUGAAAACUAGUGCCUUUGAUGUUUUAAUGAAAAGUCAAAGGGUUCAAAAACUGGAAGAUCAAAGGACAGAGAGUUUGUUGGUAGAAGCCUCUGAUACAGCUAUAAUAGCAUCUGACAGCAAGUCAGAAAUAUCGGGUUCUUGUGAGAUUGUUGAUAACAAGGGAGCACUUCAGUCCAAGUUGCCAGCAUCAUCAGGAGAUUCUUCAUCCGAGACAAAUGCAUUUGACUUCUUGAUGAGAAAAGGAAGGUUAAGGAAGAGUCCAAGCAGCAUGGAUUCACAGUUAGAGUCUGAUUUGGAGUCUAAAGUGUUGGAAAAUCAAGACUGCUCCUCAAAACAAAAAUCCAAGAAAAAGUCUUUUGAAUUUAAACUGAGUAUCCGUGCAAGCAAGAGGAAAGACACUGAAUUUUCAUUAGAAUCUGAUUAUGCUAGCAGUGAUGUAGUAAAUUGUGAGGAGCAAUCAAAGAGUAAGAGUACUAGGAAAACAAGAAAACUUAAGAGUGCUGGGAGUGAGUUGGUUAAAUGUGGAAGUGAUGAAUCUUUUGUUAGUGAAAAAUGCGAAGAAGUAGUUGAAGUGUCUAAAUCUAAAAGAGGAAGAAAAAAGACUAAAGUUAAAAGUAAAGUCAACAAUGAGGAAGACCAAACUGAUGUUUCUCUUGUAGAGGUGACUGUGACUAAAGGAAGUAAUAAAAGUGCCAAGAGAGGAAGAAAAUCUGGAAGAAAAAGUUCUUCAGUCACAGAGAAAGUAACUGGGAGUGUAGUUGCUAAUGAGGGUGCUGAUGUUGACGAGAUUGAUUUUCAGCCCUUGGAAAAAGCACAAAUUAGAGGAAAAAGAAGGAAAGAGCAAAGGAAAGAUUGUGAAAAUACUUCCACAGAAAUCAAGGAUAAAAAGGUUCAAAAACCAAAGAAGAAAAUGAAAAGUGAUGUAACUUCCCUACCACUAGAGUCACUUUCUGCAGAGUGUCAGCAAACUUCAGUAUGUGACUUCAGCAAUACUGAAGAUGCAGACAGGAUUAACAGGAAAGGAGAUGAAAAGAAACAGAAAGGUCUACCAAGUGAGUCACUGUCAAGCACUGAUAGCCAGAACACAGCUAGCAGUGAAAAGAACACAGACGACAGCAGAAGAGAGAUGGGAACAGGGGACUUACAUCACAAGGAGACCAGCCUUUGUACUGAGCCUAAGGCAUUAGCCUCCAUAUUUCUCAAGAGGAAACCUGUACCUCCUAAACCUGAAGCUGAAGAACAACUUCCUACAAUGCCUGGAGAUUCAGUUCUGUCUUCUACAGUAUCCUCAGUAGUAACCUUAGAUAAUGCAACAAACAUAUGUGGUACCAGUGAUUUGGAUUCUUCUCCACGCAAAGCGAAAUCAGCUGCUGAGCAGGAAGCUGCAAACAGAGCUUUCAAGGCAUUAUUUACUGGGGCAUUUUCUCAGAAGAUGCUGCCAACAGCUACUGCGGCAGAAGCUCUUCCAGCACCAUGGCCACUAGUUAGUCACGUGAUUCAAAGAGAUGAGGAUGUUUCUUGUGGGGUCAAUUUCUGGAGUCUUCCUUGGCCUGUUGGGAAGUAUAACAAAUCUGAUGAUUUCUCUCACAAUUUGUCAUUAGAUGGUUCACUUGUAGAUUUCUCUGCAAGCACCUCAUUGUUGGUAGAGGAUAGGGUGAUGUUUUGUGGAAAAAGGCAGGAGCAGGAGAAGCAGUCUUUGUGUGACCCCUUGAAACUGGAAAGAGGAACUACACAACAGAAUUUCCCUGAGGCAGUCACUAAAAGAGUUCUUUUAGAGCUGGCACUGUUCUACCCUGGUGUACCACUGAGGAAACUUUACAAACGAUAUGCCUCAAAGCUGGAAAAGCACAAAAAAUCCUGUGCUGCAGUUGAAAGCAAGCAGGUUGCCACCGAGAACACUGCACCAGUGAAUGACAGAAAGAGCAAUCCAAAACCAUUUGAUGACAGUGAAGAAAAGCAUGAUCUUGUAAACAGAAAGAAAGGGAAAGUAAAGAGGAGAUUGUCAAGUGAUGGGGGUGUCUUCCAAGAGAAGAAGGUUGCAAGAAAAAGUGAGCAGUCCCCCAUGUCAUUGCCAUGUGAAAGUCAAGGUCUGCUAAUGGAUCGAUCUGUGAACAAAUCAUGCAAGAAGAGGGGAAGAGAAGAAGAGAAUGACCAAGGUCAGGAAAAGGGCACAAAGGGAAGAAGAUUGUCCACAAGACUCCAGAAAAAGAAGACAUGUUUAGAAUCUGAAAGUGUGGAUAAUUUGGAGCAGGUAGAGCCAACCUCAAGCAGGAAGAAAAGAAGAAGAACAAGUGAUCACCAGAAAGAAACAAAAGAAACAUCUGAGCCAUCCAUAGAACAAGGCAAUCCCUUUGAAUCAGAUGUACUGGUUGCCUCCGACAAGGAGAAGAACAGUGUAGAGGGGUUUGUCAAUGAUACACUGUGGACUGAUUUGUUUCAUCCACUCCACUCCACUGAGGUCAUGGCUAAUGCAUCAGCUGUAAGUAAACUGAGAUCCUGGCUGGAAGAAUGGAAGGUAAAAAGAGAGAAAACUCUGAGGAAGGAGCUGCAGCAACAGAAAAGGCUUUUGGCUAAGCAGAAAGGGAAGUCAACAACUAGCAACCAAGCCUCAACUCACACACUGGAGUGGUGGGACAAUGACAGUGACUCCGACUUCCAGAUGAGCGACAAUGCAUCAGAAGACAGUGACACUGAAGGGGUCAGACUCAGUACUGCCAUGUUUAUUUCUGGCCCCACAGGAGUAGGGAAGACAGCCAUGGUUUAUGCAUGUGCAGAGGAACUUGGCUACAAGGUGUUUGAGGUGAAUAGUUCAUCCAAGCGUUCGGGCAAACACAUUUUGUCACAGCUGGAAGAAGCCACCCAGUCACACCUUGUGAUCAAUAACAAGGGUCCUACCCCUCAAGCGUCGUUUGCAGGACUCUUCAACAAACCUGUGAACAAUUCAUCCCCAGCAUCUGGACCCCUGGGUGCAUUUUUGAGCACAAAUGCAAAUACGUCUGACACAGAGCCCAAGAAAGGCGAGAAAGGAAAGAAAAAGCAAAAGGUGAAAGAGAAGAAAAAAGAUGAAUCCAAGGGAAAAGGCAGAUCUAUUCUAAAGCAGCCACCUGAAGCUGUUAAUGACGAUACUGAGUCAUGUUCAAGUUUGUCUUCUAAGGCAGCAUCACUGAUUUUGUUUGAAGAGGUUUGUACUCUUGUUUUAAAUCAAUCCAACAACACUUGUGAUUUCAGGGAACACAUUGCUCUCCAUAGACCCUAUUCAUUCUGGUGUGCUUCAGGUGGGGGUGUCAAGAUACCAUACGAGCGGCCAGCAAGUUUACCAGACAAAGGAGAUGUUGCUGACAAGCAUCCGAAGCCUCAAGAUGUUUCUGCUAUCUGUAAUAGUAACAGAGACCACGGGAAGACAGACAUCACUUCUUCCCAAGAUGCUCUGCAAAUUGAACCACCUGUAGCUAGCGGUAUUCUAAAUGACGACGGAGAAGAAAGCAUGUUUCUUUCAUUGAGUGAUUGGCAGGUAAUCAAGAACAGAGGGACAAGACGCAGUUCACGCACCACACAGAGAGGAAGCCUCCGACAAACCGAAGAUGAUAAUAAUUCUGAUUCCGAUUUUUGUGAUCCUAAAAAGAAGACACUUGUAUGCACGGAUGGCACAACUGACUCCGUCUUUGAAAUCACCGACACCAAUGACAGUCAACCAGUUAGCAGUGUUGAUAAGAAAGCCGAAGAGUUACCUCAGCUACCACUGAUGGAUUCACUGCUGUUUGAGAGCUCCCAUGGAUUGCUGAAUUGUGUGGCUGAUCCAACCGUGUACGCACUGUCAGUUCUACAAAACAAAAAGAAACCUGGAGAUGUAGUUGAGGGCAACUGGUAUAAUUUUGUUUGUUCUAUUAUGUCUGCAGAAUCACAGGUGAGCUGUGAGGGAAGAUAUGAACAAAUUAACCUCAAGCCUCCUUCAAUAAAUCUCCUUGCUGCCCAUCUACAGCUUGUGGCCUUAACAAACAACAUGUUUGUCAGUCCUGAAGAUCUCAAGUCCUUGGUGGCACAAAACAACUGCGACAUCCGCAAGUCUUUUCUCGCCUUGCAGUUCUGGUGUGCUUCAGGUGGGGGUGUCAAGAUACCAUACGAGCGGCCAGCAAGUUUACCAGACAAAGGAGAUGUUGCUGACAAGCAUCCGAAGCCUCAAGAUGUUUCUGCUAUCUGUAAUAGUAACAGAGACCACGGGAAGACAGACAUCACUUCUUCCCAAGAUGCUCUGCAAAUUGAACCACCUGUAGCUAGCGGUAUUCUAAAUGACGACGGAGAAGAAAGCAUGUUUCUUUCAUUGAGUGAUUGGCAGGUAAUCAAGAACAGAGGGACAAGACGCAGUUCACGCACCACACAGAGAGGAAGCCUCCGACAAACCGAAGAUGAUAAUAAUUCUGAUUCCGAUUUUUGUGAUCCUAAAAAGAAGACACUUGUAUGCACGGAUGGCACAACUGACUCCGUCUUUGAAAUCACCGACACCAAUGACAGUCAACCAGUUAGCAGUGUUGAUAAGAAAGCCGAAGAGUUACCUCAGCUACCACUGAUGGAUUCACUGCUGUUUGAGAGCUCCCAUGGAUUGCUGAAUUGUGUGGCUGAUCCAACCGUGUACGCACUGUCAGUUCUACAAAACAAAAAGAAACCUGGAGAUGUAGUUGAGGACUGUGUCCAGUCUUCCAAGCUUCACUUGACACACUUUACCCAAGGGUUGGAUGUAAAUUUGGUCCAGGCAAACUUAAGCGACCUUAUCCCACUAUUUGCUGGCUCUUCAACCUCAUCAGCGCAAACCAAACAUGAUCCACCUCAAGUCGAGGGAAGUGAUGGAGCACUGCCUGUUACAGAGCAUGUAGCAUUUAAGAGCGAUAGUAUAUUCUCUGAUAAAAAUCUCUUUGAUGACGGCGUGGAGGAGUCUGGUAACAAUGUUGAGUACGACAGCGUCAUGGAAACCAAUCAGAUGACAAAAAAAGAAUCGGAAGACACCAAGCCUAGUUCCCAGGACUCCACAGACACGGGCUUCAGUGAGUCACAGCCGAAAGAAGAGAUUGGUAAAAGUGGAAGAGGUCGAGGUGAUGGAGAGGGAACUGAACACAGAGCUGAGAAAGGAAAAAAACGUGUUUGCAAGCAGCCAACUAACGAAGAAAGAUGCUGCACCAAAGCUCUGGACAUAUUUGCGCAGUUUGCAGAAAACAUGUCAUUCUCAGACGCCUUCUGUCCCAGUCUUUCUAUCUCUAACACUCAGUCUGCCUCGGCUGAAUUUGGCUGGUGGGAUGCAGCUCUGAAGCCUGGGCUCACGGACGAGCACUUGACUGUACAGGACUGCAGUGAUUGGCUGGCUCGUGAUACACGUGCGUCCCUACGAGGAGCUUUAGAGUUGACAAAUUUAGAGAGCUGUCGUGUGAAAGUAAAUUCUUUGGUGGAAGAUUUAGAACAAAUUGAAACUUCAACUCAGGAUGAAAAAACCUCCACCGGUCUGGAAAGUGAACAGUAUGAUUUCAAGUUCUUAUCACAGGAUCUUCCUCACCGCGAUUCCAAUGCUGUAGUGCGUUUUGAUGCACUCACUCAGACACAGAAAAGUUCUAUAGCAAGCCGCAGAAAGCUUCACAGUUCUCUGUGUUCGUGUAUCCCUGCUCUAUACCACUGUGAUCACCGCUGUGUCGCGAGUGACUACAUACCUACCUUCCGCCUACUGUGUCACUCGGAAAGGCUUCGUGAAGCUGCCAACAUCAAAAGAAGAUUCCUUCAUUACUUGGACCUCAACUCGUUCCCCUUGAGUCGCUCAUCAAUGGAGGCCUUAGCAGACAGUUACCUGGCUUAGUAACGUUACUGCCUUGACUUAGUGUAGACGAAUGACAAUUUUGUAUCCUUAGCUUAGUGAACUUCUUUGUGAUUUCUUCUUAUAGUGGUCUUGCACAGAAAAACUAUUGACACCAAAUAAACGUGCUUUCCAAUUGGACAAAUCUCCAAAUACAAUAGUCAAAUGAGUAUUGGUAGCUUCGCGAUAUGUUUGGUGUUAAUAUACAGACGUUGUUAUCGUGAAUGUGAUUGCUUCAUCCCACCUUACGCCGUCGGUGUCUGCAAAAAUGUGAGCGCUCUACUGAAAUACCCUUUAAUUUACUCAAAUUUGUAGUGUUAGUUUUAUGUUCAAGCCGAACAAGCAGGAAUUUUAACAACCCUUUUUUAAGGGUGCUCUAUUUUUAAAAGAAAAUGAAGGAAAGAUCUGGGAAGAUUUCUCCACUGAUUGUAUAUCGAACAAAUGUGGCUAUGGGUAGGAGUUAGAACACAGGACUAUCCCAGUGUAGGUCAAGUUGUUCAAGCACAAAUUAAAGUUACUAGACUACCGACUUAUGUUAAUGUAAUUAAGGAUUAGUUUUGUGAUAAGCAAAAUGUGAUAUGCUGACCGGCAAAGAGGUGACUAAAAGUUCGUUAACUGGGAGUGUUGCUGUUUUACACUGCCGUGUUGUAUCUAACCUUUUCAAAUCAAGCAAUAACUUGAACACAGAUCUUAGCACAUUUAAGACGCUUUUUAAUAUGUUGUAAUUUCCUCGUAUAACUGUAUGUUGGAACUUUUACGAGCAAAAGAGAGUAUUUAGUCGGGUGAACCAUAAUCGUUUCUUAUUGAAUGAGCACGACGUUUUUGUCAGGAGGUGCGCCGUUGCCAUAAGCAACGUGACGUAUGAUCGACGCACAAGCGAACGUCAUAACUUGUUCCCAGGCUUUUUGUGAACUGGACACCAAACGUUUUCGGGUGGUUUCGUCAAGGUUUGUUGAAAACCUUAAAAUGGAACUUGGUCAUUCGACGGGGCUGAUAUCAGAUUCAGUAACUCUUUUCAAAUUUGUGUAAAAUAAAUAGAUGCUAAGACGUUUUACUGUAAAUAUUUGAAAGUGUGAAUUAUCUGUAUAAAUCGCUGUUGUAAAGUAUUUAUGAUUUAAACGACCUUGAUCAGAAUUGUUCCUCUUUCGAGGAAAUUAUUCUAAGAAUGUCUAUGACACUAAUGCAGUCUUCUAGUUUUGAUUUCUCUCUGGGGAAGAAAGAUUGGAAGAAGUCGAGGAAGACAUGUUCGUUGAAUGUAUACCGUAAAUCAACGCUAGUUUUCAUAUGACUACUGGAGUUACUUUAGUAAAUGUUGAACAUUUAACAAAUCUUUCUAGGGUCAUAAACCUUGUCGACAUGUGCGCACCAAAUGUCUCUUAGGGUCUUAAACUUAGUCGAAAUAUUCGCACCAAAUCUCCCAGGUUCACUCCUGCUUGUCACCUCGUUGCACCUCCCCCAAUGCGCCCAGUAAUAAUCAACACAUGUCCAGCUUUAGAAUUUCCUCCUGUUCAGGCGAUCUUUAUUUGCCAUAUGGAAACCAGCGUUAGUGAUAUUGAUAAUAGUUAGACUUGAAGAAAUUUGUUUUCUGUGUGUAGUUUAAGUAGUCAUGCAAUAAAGUGAGUGAACUAAUGAUGGAGACGUUUUUUCUCUCUUCAUGUUGUGUGUAUGCGAAGCCCGCUUUAUGGCCGAGAAUGGUUUUGAUCCCUACCGCUUACGUUUUCCCGGGUUGCCACAGGAAGUAAUCAGGGAAAAAAAAUUCUUUAAGGUCAGAGAAAAGUCAGGG
Molecule: messenger RNA, 10454 nt
Organism: Orbicella faveolata
Lineage: Eukaryota; Metazoa; Cnidaria; Anthozoa; Scleractinia; Merulinidae
Cellular component (GO): nucleus
Molecular function (GO): DNA clamp unloader activity; ATP hydrolysis activity; DNA binding
Source: RefSeq, a predicted model, not a curated record